Messenger RNA from Copidosoma floridanum, 534 nucleotides. RefSeq lists its product as uncharacterized. NCBI's taxonomy places the organism in Eukaryota, Metazoa, Arthropoda, Insecta, Hymenoptera, Encyrtidae. The record is from RefSeq and is a predicted model, not a curated record. Gene Ontology annotation, cellular component: cytosol; nucleus. Gene Ontology annotation, biological process: cellular heat acclimation. Gene Ontology annotation, molecular function: transcription corepressor activity.
UCCCCAUAUAUAUCAAAGCAUCGGCUAUUGCUUCAGUUUGGACAAGUACUUAUAUUGAACACACUCGCUUUGCAUUUGCACUUGCAGUGGGCUUGUAGGGUUAGGGUACGUAGUUUUGUUGUGGAAAAAAAAAAAAAAAUUAAUACAUAUAUAUACAUCCACCCCAAUAACCUGUGUAAAUCUAACUACAAUCUAAGUACUAAGCAAGUUGAAGACGCCGCGAUUGUUGCUUGACAGCAGCAGCUCCAUACAGUUUUUGCGUUGAUUUUGUUUAACUCUUGUAGGUAUAAUGGCUGAUGUUCAACCCGAUUCGAUGACCAGCAAUGUUGAUCCAAAAAGUGUACAGGAGUUGACGCAAUACGUACAAACUCUGUUACAAAAUAUGCAGGACAAAUUUCAGACCAUGUCUGAUCAAAUCAUCAAUCGAAUAGAUGAGAUGGGAAACAGGAUAGAUGAUUUAGAAAAGAACAUUACUGAUCUCAUGACUCAAGCUGGAGUUGAAGGAGUUGAAAAGUGAUCUAAUAAUUUACAUUA